AUGAGCAAGUAUAUCGCGGGGAUCCUCCUCCUAACAAUCUCCGGUUUCUGCAGAGGGGAACAGCAGCUGCGAGGCUGGCUGCCCGAGUUCUGUGUUUUCGGGGAGCAAACGUGUCCCAAUUCGCGGAUUUCCUUUUGGCUCUACACCAACCAAACCCGCGAUAAUCCCGUUCAGUUGGACCCCCUCAACCUCAGCAAGAAUGCAUUCCAACCCGCCCUGCCACUGAAAAUACUCAUCCAUGGGUUCAUAGGAAACAGGAACCUGACGCCCAAUCUGGAGGUGAGGGAUGUGCUGCUCCAGCACCAGCCUGUGAACGUGAUAUCCGUGGACUACGAGACGUUGGUCCGCUGGCCGUGCUACUUCCCUUGGGCGGUGACCAAUGCCCCGAUCGUCUCCGAGUGCCUCGGCCAGAUGAUAAACAACUUGGUGUCCUCUGGCAUCAGCAGGCGGGAGGACAUCCACCUGAUCGGCUUCAGCUUGGGCGCCCAGGUGGCCGGGAUGGUGGCCAACUAUGUGAGCCAGCCCCUGGCCAGGAUCACCGGUCUGGAUCCCGCGGGUCCUGGCUUCAUGAUGCAGAGUUCGCUGCAGCAGAAACUGGAUGCCAGCGACGCGGACUUCGUGGACAUCAUCCACACCGAUCCGUUCUUCUUCUCCAUGCUGCCGCCGAUGGGUCACGCGGACUUCUAUCCCAACCUCGACCAGCUGAACCAGCGGGGCUGCAGCUACAUCAGCAACUGGAGGUUCUACAACUGCAAUCACUACAGGGCUGCCGUCUACUACGGAGAGUCCAUAACUUCGAGCAGGGGCUUUUGGGCUCAGCAGUGCGGCGGUUGGUUCGACUUCUUCUCGCAGCGCUGCAGCUUCUACUCCAACAUGCCCAACUCCCAAAUGGGUUACUUUGUUUCGGAGGAUGCCUCUGGCUCGUACUUUCUUACCACCCACGAGGUUUCGCCCUUCGCCAAAGGACCUCUUGUAGAAGUCGAGUUCGAGAUCUCAGAACAUCGCUAG
Molecule: messenger RNA, 1008 nt
Organism: Drosophila ficusphila
Lineage: Eukaryota; Metazoa; Arthropoda; Insecta; Diptera; Drosophilidae
Product: inactive pancreatic lipase-related protein 1
Exons: 3
Coding region: 1-1008 (335 amino acids)
Biological process (GO): lipid metabolic process
Molecular function (GO): lipase activity
Source: RefSeq, a predicted model, not a curated record